AUGCAAGAGCUUCCGAGCAGCGAACGAACUCGGCCAAAGAAGUUAGUUGGAAUUGGGAUUGUGAACGUGGGUUCGCUUACUGAGUCGAGGGAGAUCGCUGAUUUCAUGGAGCGCAGUAACAUCCGAAUUCUAUGCCUUCAGGAGACCCGCUGGAAAGGAGCAGAGGCCAAAGAAAUUGGAGAGGGUGUCAGCCUCUUUUACAAUGGAAAAGACACAAGACAUGGUGUGACCAUAGCGAUGUCGUGUCUCUCAAAAAUCUGUUUCAGCCGUCAGCAUGAUCAGCAGUCGAAUCAUGGCUAA
Molecule: messenger RNA, 300 nt
Organism: Haemonchus placei
Lineage: Eukaryota; Metazoa; Nematoda; Chromadorea; Rhabditida; Trichostrongylidae
Source: the annotation of a GenBank genome assembly